AUGAAGAAGAUCGACCCGCCGCUCUCUCAACUGGGGACACAAAACAUUGAUUAUUGCUCAAAUGGAGCACUCCGUCCGAAUCUCACGAAGGUUUGUCCUCUCUUACCAAAUCUCACAAAGGUCUGUGCUCUCUUUCCGAAUCGAACGAAGGUUUGCGCUCUCUUUGAUGGUCGUUCAGCGAACAAGGAUCCUUCUUCCGGAAGUGUCAUCUCAUCAGCAGAAGCCACACCAUAUUGGGAGGCGUAA
Molecule: messenger RNA, 246 nt
Organism: Caenorhabditis remanei
Lineage: Eukaryota; Metazoa; Nematoda; Chromadorea; Rhabditida; Rhabditidae
Exons: 1
Coding region: 1-246 (81 amino acids)
Source: RefSeq, a predicted model, not a curated record